AAAGGCCUUACAUAAAAACACGGUCUUGGUUGUGCGCUGAAAAAAGAGAGAAUAAUGGGAGAGGAAAAGGGAAAGGGAAAAGAAGAAGAAGUGUUAGCAUCAGUUCACUCCAUUGUGUUCAAGGAGUCAGAAAACCUCGAUGGAAAGUGUGUUAAGAUUGAGGGUUAUGACUUCAACCUUGGCGUCAAUUAUCCGCUGCUACUCAAGUCUAUGGUUGCCACUGGUUUUCAGGCUUCGAACCUCGGUGAUGCCAUCCAAGUCGUUAAUCAAAUGCUAGAUUGGAGGUUGUCUGAUGAACCCAUAACCGACGAAUGCAGCGGACAGGAAUUGAUUUUGGAGAACCGAAAAUGUGUGACGUGUAAAGUGUUUCUGGGUUUCACUUCCAAUCUUAUUUCCUCUGGUGUUAGAGAUACUGUGCGGUUUCUUCUUCAGCAUCGCAUGGUUGAUGUAGUUGUUACAACUACAGGUGGCAUUGAAGAAGAUCUUAUAAAGUGCCUUGCACCGACAUAUAGAGGAGAUUUCUCUCUGCCUGGAGCCUAUCUGCGCUCAAAAGGGUUGAAUCGGAUUGGUAAUUUAUUGGUCCCUAAUGACAACUAUUGCAAAUUCGAGGACUGGAUUAUUCCAAUUUUUGAUAACAUGUUGAGGGAGCAAAAUACAGAGAAUGUGUUGUGGACACCAUCUAAGUUAAUAGCUCGAUUGGGGAAAGAAAUAAAUAACGAAAGCUCUUACCUUUACUGGGCAUACAAGAACAACAUUCCUGUUUACUGUCCGGGCUUAACUGAUGGCUCAUUGGGGGACAUGUUGUACUUCCAUUCAUUCCGCAAUCCUGGUCUGAUUGUGGACAUAGUGCAAGAUAUAAGGGAAAUGAAUGGUGAAGCUGUACAUGCAAAUCCCAGGAAGACAGGAAUGAUCAUUUUAGGAGGUGGCCUUCCAAAACAUCACAUUUGCAAUGCCAAUAUGAUGCGCAAUGGUGCAGACUAUGCUGUUUUUAUCAAUACUGCACAAGAAUUUGAUGGGAGUGAUUCUGGAGCUCGUCCAGAUGAGGCUGUUUCAUGGGGAAAAAUAAGAGGAUCUGCUAAGACUGUUAAGGUACACUGUGAUGCAACGAUCGCAUUUCCUCUGUUGGUUGCUGAAACGUUUGCUUCAAGAGUGAAACCUCACCAUUGAUGGAGGUUAAAGACGAAUUUACUGUCAAGUUCAUUUUAGUUGUGUUUGAGGAUCUUGAUGGACCAGUUUGCCAUUGGUAUUCAAUUUGACUAUCAUUUGAUUUCCAAGCUUCACUUAGCAUAGGAGACCAUUUAGGAAUAUUUGACCAUUCAAAUUAAUCCAUUAAUCCCGACAGUGUGGGAAGUAAGGAGUAAUGGAUUACAUGAUCAUUUUUUAUUGGAACUGUGGAUGACUGUAUUAAUAUAUAGGGCAAAUAAGGUUACAAAAACUACCUGAUCAUAUAUGGUACUUUUGAUAUUUUUACAUUUCAUGUUGGUGAAAAGCUAUAAUAGUACGACUUAUUCGAAUUA
Molecule: messenger RNA, 1517 nt
Organism: Cajanus cajan (pigeon pea)
Lineage: Eukaryota; Viridiplantae; Streptophyta; Magnoliopsida; Fabales; Fabaceae
Gene: DHS
Product: deoxyhypusine synthase
Biological process (GO): peptidyl-hypusine biosynthetic process
Cellular component (GO): cytoplasm
Molecular function (GO): deoxyhypusine synthase activity
Source: RefSeq, a predicted model, not a curated record